CGAUUAACCAUCAGAAACAUCUCUACCGCAGCUGGAAUACGCGAGAACGCCAGGUGCGUCUGUCGGUACUUACCAGAAUUACUAUCGCGACUGUAUCUUCACUUCAUAUUCGAGUCAUAAUGCGUGCAGCACCGGCUUUGCGACACGUCCUCCGCGGCCAGAGUCGCCUCUUUCCCCGAGCCUCCGCUCCCAGCAUACUAUCGCGAUCACAGUCGCAGUCGCCAUUACUAUCUGCCAGCGUUUUCAGACAGAAGCAAGCUGUGAUUCCCUCUCUUUCCAGAUCCUUCGCAUCCUCUGAAGCGCCCAAGACUCGUGAUCCUCGUCCUCUUACCGACCGCGCCACCUCCGAAUCUACAGACGCAGAAAAUGCCGAGCAGAACAAAGCACGUCGGGCGCAAGAGCCCAUGUACCAGAUCACAUUUACCUGCAAACCAUGCGGCGACCGUUCCUCGCAUCAAAUGUCCAAGCACGGCUACCAUCGCGGCACAGUCUUGAUCCGUUGCCCGACUUGUUCCAACCGACAUGUGAUCAGCGAUCAUCUGGGCAUCUUCAUGGACAAGAAGAGCACGCUGGAAGAUAUCCUGAAGAAAGAUGGCAGGAAGCUGAAGAAGGGCUAUGUGGAUGGCGACAUGGAGUUCUGGGAUGAUGGCACUUCGAACCCGAAGCAGACCCAGGAGCAGUCUGAAAAGGCUGGCGAGCAGUGAUAAUUGUUAACGGAACUGUCAUGAUCUUCAGCCCCAGGAGAAAUCCUAUGCGUGUCUCCUGUUGCAGUUCCACAUUGCAUAUCUUACGAUACUUUUGCAGCGAGUUCAGGAGUUGACGGGUUUUCUGAGUACCUAUGGGUGAAGGAAAAGUGUCUAUGCUUGUCGGUGGUAAUGGGAGCCCACUGGAAAAGGAUCUCGCAUGAAUACCUUUUCUUUUUCGUCAUCUUGUAUACACUAUGUACAUAUCGACAUAGACUCUAUGUAUCAUUAGCACAUAAUAUAACCA
Paecilomyces variotii is the source of this 990-nucleotide messenger RNA. RefSeq names its product mitochondrial import protein Zim17. Gene Ontology annotation, cellular component: mitochondrion. The record is from RefSeq and is a predicted model, not a curated record. The transcript has a single exon. NCBI's taxonomy places the organism in Eukaryota, Fungi, Ascomycota, Eurotiomycetes, Eurotiales, Thermoascaceae. Bases 120 to 704 code for a protein of 194 amino acids. Gene Ontology annotation, molecular function: zinc ion binding; protein-folding chaperone binding. Gene Ontology annotation, biological process: protein folding; protein import into mitochondrial matrix; protein stabilization.